Messenger RNA from Sphaeroforma arctica JP610, 665 nucleotides. RefSeq lists its product as hypothetical. The transcript has a single exon. The record is from RefSeq and is a predicted model, not a curated record. The coding region runs from base 174 to 665 and encodes 163 amino acids. NCBI's taxonomy places the organism in Eukaryota, Ichthyosporea, Ichthyophonida.
UAGGAUUCAUACAUGUACGUGCGUGAUGAAUCACGCCGGCGCAAAAUUUGUAGUACCUUGCCCUGUUGCCCAAAUUUUAAACGCAUGUAUGCAUAAAAGCUGACCAGCAAUAGUUGUCUGGUAGUUGAGAUACACUCUUCUUCUUUGCUUACGCACCGAGUGCCCGAGUUGCGAUGUCUUCUUUUGCGGAGCAGCUACAGGCCACUAAGCGCAACAAAGCAACCACAGCGAAUGGGGGCUACCCUGCCACAUUCUCGAGUGAAGAUGUGAGGGAUAUAACUAAUGAACUCUCACAUAUGUACAGCAAAGAUAGUGCAUAUGAAACUAAAGAGAGUGUACACAUAGCAAACAGCGGUGCCUUUCACUCAUCCAAUGAUGGGCAUGACGGUCAUGCGCCGCAUCCAACUACUAAAGCAGACAGCGGGUUGUCAAAUUCAAGCGUGGAUAGACAGGAAAGAAUAGAGUCAACACGAUCACAAAACAGCCAGAAUGAAGACCUGACACGAGAAGAUAGCCGUGUCAAAUUGCGUAGUAAAGUUAGCAAUAUACAAAAUCCAGUACGGAAUACGGCAUCUGGCUUUAAGGAUCACUAUAGGAAUAGAGAAUCCCUGACGAUGGCUUCGAAUAUAUACGCCUCCAAGUAUGUUGUAAUUCGGAGCGGAUAA